This is a messenger RNA of Adineta ricciae, 819 nucleotides long. The record is from the annotation of a GenBank genome assembly. NCBI's taxonomy places the organism in Eukaryota, Metazoa, Rotifera, Eurotatoria, Adinetida, Adinetidae.
AUGACUUCCAAUAAUUCAAAUGGGCUCGAUCGAACUCAAACGAAUAAAGAAGAUGGACUAGCCCAACUGAGUCGCUCAGCAGACAAUACAAGAAGAAUUAAAAACGUCCAAGACAAAUUUGUGAAUAGUCAGAACUUGCAGAAAGAAGGUCGAGCUCUAGUUGGUGAAGGUAUUCUUAUGAAAGUAUGCCGGAAAAAGCCGAAGCAACGCGCUUUCUUUUUGUUCAAUGAUAUUCUUGUCUAUGGACGUGUUGUCAUCAGUGGACGUAGGUACUCACAACAAAAGAUCAUUCCACUCAGUGAAAUCCAAAUUAGUGCCCUAAUCGAUUCAUCUGAGAAUCCAUAUGCGUGGUUAAUUAGUAGUCCAAAGAAAUCAUUUGUUGUUCGAGCGAAUUCAGAUCGCGAACGACAAGAAUGGUUAACACAUCUCGAACGUUGUAUUCGAUAUGCUUCUGAGGGAAACAAUUCACAACAUAAUGCUGUCGCUGCACAUUGGAUACCUGAUGACAAAGCAGAUGCAUGUAUGCACUGUCGUACGUCGAAGUUUUCCGCUGUGAACCGUAAACAUCAUUGUCGAAAUUGUGGUAUUAUUGUUUGUGAUGGUUGUUCGAAGAAACGCUUUUUACUUUUACAUUUGGAUCCAAAAGCAGUUCGAAUUCUCGAGCCAAUCAACGUGAUCGAACUGCUGAUAGUAGUGAUAGCGAUGGUGAUGAUAAUGCUCAACAAUACUCUCCCAUUCCGGCCACGUUCUACCAAAACGUUGAAAACCUUUAAACAAUUCGACUUUACUGUUCAUUUCAAUUGCAAUAUAACUAGUUGA